CAGGUCAUUCUUCGUUCCGCUCAUAGUGCUGCUUCUUCUUUCUUUCCUUUCCUUCCCUUUGCACCUCUAUCUGUUUACUUUUUUCCCCCAUUUCCCCCUCUUCUUACGCGUUUCGGCCUCAUUAAGGGCGUGUUUAGCUUCGGAAGGGCCAAAAAAACUGAAUAUGUUCCUAGAAAUGUCAUCAUCAACUUCCUCUACUUAACACGCCCCGAAAUUUCCAUUAUUGCGCUUCGAAUUUUCGAUCCCUCCCUUUUGUUCUGGCAGAGUGCCUUCUCUAUCCUGUGAGUUAUUUUGGUGACUGGAUGAAUAUUUGCAUCGCCUAGUUUCCAAGAACACAAUCCCUUCAGGUCUAUUUAUUGUUGGACUAAAUGUUGGGCACUGCUCAUAAGCCGUGACAAUGCCGAUCUUCUCCUUUAUAUCUCAGUGUUUCGUCCCCAGUGUAAGUAAAAACGAUGCUUCGACCCCUAGUAAUUGUGAGGGGAAAAGGAGUCAAAUAGUGAGUGUGAAUGUUGAGGUAACUAGCAACCGUUGCAGCCCGGUCCAAUCGGUGCCUGUGGUUUCUGAGGUACCGAUCAACCAUGUUCGAUCUGAGGUACUGAGCGGCCACGGCAGCAGAAAUAAAAUAUUCAAGUAUUCUGAACUUAAAAUAGCCACCAACAAUUUUGACUCCGACAGAGAGCUUGGGAGAGGAAAACAUGGGACGGUAUACCUUGGAAUUCUUAAAGAUGGGCAUUCUGUUGCAAUAAAGCAGUUGCAUGAAGACAAGUUCAGGGCCCUAAGGUUACAUGACGAGAAGCUCCACAGCGAGAAACUCGGAAAGUUCAUGAGUGAAGUUUCAAUGUUAACUUCUGUGAGCCAUGAAAACCUUGUCCAACUAUAUGGCUGCAUCUCUUCUCAAAGCAGUGAACUACUUCUAGUGCAAGAAUACAUGUCCAAAGGAAAUCUCGCUAAAUGUCUUCUUGAUUCCCUGCUCCAACCUGGUACACUCCCCUGGCAUAUCCGAUUAAAUGUUGCCAUACAAACAGCAAGUGCAUUGGCUUAUCUCCAUUCUUGCAAUAUAAUACACCGUGAUGUGAAAAGCUGCAAUAUUCUUCUUGACCACAGCUUCAAUGCUAAAGUUGCCGACUAUGGAUUGUCACACCUUUUCCCACUAGGUGUUACCCAUAUCACAACUGAUCCUGAUGGGACUCCUGGUUAUAUUGAUCCAGAGUAUUAUGAGCGUUGCCAUCUUUCUGAUAAGAGUGAUGUGUAUAGCUAUGGAGUAGUGCUGAUUGAGCUAAUAUCAUCCCAGCCAGCAUUUUUUGAGGAUUAUGAACAUCCCUGCCUUUCUGAUUAUGCCGUCAAUAAAAUCCGUGGCAGACAACUUGGAAGCCUUGUGGAUCCUGCUCUUGGAUUUGAAUCAGAUGACUGGAUUACUCAAUCAAUUAAUGCAGUGGCAGAGUUGGCAUGUAGCUGUUUGCAACGCCACAGAGAUAGGAGACCUUGCAUGGAAGAAGUGUUGGAUAGGCUUAAGAGCAUUAGAAGUGCAAGAACUGGAACUUCUCUUUCCUGGGAUCCAAACUGUUUGUAAAAUUAAUUUCACCAGAAUUCAUACCUGCCUGAUGAUUCACAUGAGAAGGCAUACAAAAAUUGAACAUUGAUAUACUCUGCUCCUUUUGUCGUUUGUUGGGAAUAUUCUUGGUUUUUCUAUUAUAAUGACAAGGUUGCUGCUA
Prosopis cineraria is the source of this 1712-nucleotide messenger RNA. Its product is annotated as LEAF RUST 10 DISEASE-RESISTANCE LOCUS RECEPTOR-LIKE PROTEIN KINASE-like 1.2. The coding region runs from base 398 to 1570 and encodes 390 amino acids. Gene Ontology annotation, molecular function: protein kinase activity; ATP binding. Gene Ontology annotation, biological process: protein phosphorylation. The record is from RefSeq and is a predicted model, not a curated record. The transcript is spliced from 3 exons. NCBI's taxonomy places the organism in Eukaryota, Viridiplantae, Streptophyta, Magnoliopsida, Fabales, Fabaceae.